Messenger RNA from Amoebophrya sp. A120, 1225 nucleotides. NCBI's taxonomy places the organism in Eukaryota, Dinophyceae, Syndiniales, Amoebophryaceae. The record is from the annotation of a GenBank genome assembly.
AUGAAGGGAGAGGUCAAAAUUGACUCAUCGAGGAGACGAGUUGGAAAGCGUGUAGUGUUCUCGUCCCUGUUUCGUGUGUCGGAUGUGGAGGUUGUGACUUUGCGGCUUCAACAAGAAAAAACGUGCAGAAGGAUUUUACAGUGUUACAGUUUCAAGACUGACUUUGAAUUUUCAGAAGUAGGUAACAAGUAUGUAGGGCACCACAAGGGUUUUUUCUACAAGAUGCCGGCGCUGAUACAGCAGUUUAUUGACAAGUGGCACCACGCUGCUGCUGCAGAUGCUCCGAACCAUGGCGACACCUCUGCGUGGCUUGGUAAAAAUCUCUCGUUGCAGCAGCACUCGAGAGCGGGGAGAUCAUUGACACGGAGGAAUAUACCGAUACAAUUACAAACGCCGCCAUCGCACUUGUGGCCGAAUGGUCGUGGUCCUCCUCGUGCCAAAGCCAAAAGUUCAUUUUUCUCGGAGGCGGAGUUUUCCAGCGGCUCGACGCAGCACAAGGUGAUGUAUGACCCGAGAAAAGAGGCGCUUGCGGAGGUGCGGAAAAAGGUCGUCGAUGCAAAGAAAGACGAUCCUAACCACACGGACCCCGAAGCUUUGAAGGACGAGUUCACGAAGCGAAGAGAGAUGGAAAACGCGCAUUUAAUGAAGUACGGUGGGUUUUUGGGUGGCGGCCCGAGCCUCACCGGCGUCGAUUGCCACCUGAUGCUAUUCGCCCCACAAUGCGGCUGGCGGUACGGAAACGCGGAUCUUCUGGAUCUGGACAUCGAUUUUCACAAGGAGCAAGAGCCGCAUGUAGUGGAGGAGUUGAUCAAGGCAGUGGACAAACGACCGAGAAUGUCCCUACAGCUGCAACUUCCGAAGCCGCCACCGGUCAACGACCAAGCAGACACAACGAAGGGAAUUUUGAACUCGCAGUUCGCGAAAACGUUCACACCAGAUCCGAAAUUUGAGAACAUCAACAACGUCGCCAAGAGGCAUCUGUAAGACGAGUUCUUGGGACCGCCCAUUUGAAAUAGCUGAGCUUUUGUUUCCGUUUCUGCUUGUUUAUGUUUUUUGCCAGCACGUUUGUCAUGCUCAUGUCACGAAAGCGAAGGCGAAUGUCAGAGACCAAGCAGCCAAGAAGAAUUCUGAAUGUACGAUAUCCAUAUCUAUUUUUGAACGAAACAAAGAACAGUUACAGUAACACUAACAGCUGACGGUGACGAGCGGCUUUCCGCACUCUGGC